UCUAUCAGACUGUUCAUUCUCGAAGUCUUGUCUCGGCGGGUCGGACCUUUGUGCGAAACUGCGUUCCGAGUUGGGAUUUUUUUUCUGCCCUAGUGGAAAAAUGAUAAUUCUGGACUAACCCUGGAUUACGGUGGAGUUAUUGUAGCGGAAAAGUGACGGAAAGGGUUCCCGGGAGAUUCCCGGGGUGAUUUCGAUCCGUAAUACGAGCUGGAAUAGUGAGUUUCGAGGUAGUGCACCUUAGAGGGUAGACCCCCCAGGAGAAGUUGCAGUAGAGUAGCUGAAGAGUGUGUGUUGGAAAUCUAUUUCGAGUGCUAGUGGAGUGAAGAAAAUAAAAAGUCAAAAUAGAGCUAAAAUUGGGAAAAAUAAGCUCCAAAGAGCAGGGGACUUGAAGUGGUAAAGUUGCAACGUAAAUGUCUAGUGUUGCGUAAAUCCGUGCUCGUAUGCAGCUGAGAAGUUCUACAGCCUGGUGAAGGUUCCAUAUUUGGGGAGAGUGGCCAUUGUGGAGUGUGUUGUUUUGGUUGCCUAAGAAGAAAAAAGUCCACGUCGUGGAAAAAAAUAGCAAAAGAACCCUCUCGACGUUGUCUGCUGCAGUGCGAAGUAAUAAAAAAGUAAGAACUCCUGCGACGCGGAGAUUGUACCGCAGAAGAAGAAAGGUUCAUGUUUUGAAAGUGAAUUCAUUUUGUGUUUUGCCUGUCGAUUCGAGAAGCAGUCACGAGUGUCUGCGAGUCUACGUGGAAAGGUCAACGCAGAGCAGAACAUAAAAAGUGCAUCCAAGCUGGGAUAGAAGAAGGAAGACUGUCGUGGUCGGAAUCCCGGGAAGGGAAAACACAUCGAGCAACAGAGAAACUUUGGAGUACGUAGGAGAGAAACCUGAGUAGCGCGGUGGUUCCUGCCAGGACUGCAAGGAUUCACUUCUAGUCAUCAGACAUCUAACCGGAACAUUCGAGCAAGAGAACGUCAGGAAACAUGGAAUUUGUGGCAGCCAGAAGGAUAUUCUGGUUGGCACAUUAGCGCAAGAGGGAGAUUUUCUAAGAAACGCUGUACCGGAAAAGAUGCAUCAACGCUUCCAUGCGAUCAAAACUAGAUGGAGCACCACUUUCCUGCGGCCACCAACGCGUGAAAGUCCCAAGUCUUCGUCAGCAAACUGCGAACGAGAACGGCCACUAGAAUGACCCGCAGCCGCAGUCAACGUGUCGUCCUGAUACUGGCCCAGCUGCUGUUCGCGUGUGUACACGUGUCGGACCAGACGGAAUGUGCACUUACGGCCGGCUACGGCAGCCUGAGUGGCACGCCCCCGUCCGAUGGAUCGGCGAUUGCGGCCGAGUAUCCGAGCUAUGGCGACGAUAGCGAGGAUGUGAAUAGUUUUCUUAAGGUAUUGAGUUGCUUUGAUACGGGACUACGCACCGUGAAUGAGGUGUAUUUGCGGCCGGUCAACUCGUACAAGGGAGUGCUGCUGGAGCGGGUUCCGGUGGAAGCUCCCGAAGUUGACCAUUUGGCGUUUAAAAAUGAAAACUAUUUGGAAGCGAUACGGUGGAAGGAGAGCAACGUUACGGGACGGCAGCUGGAGUUGACAUUCGCGAGGGAGGACAAAAAGUUCACUAAUUUAGUGAUGUUAGAUUUAAGUGCAAAUAACAUUAGAGCUCUAAGGCGAGACUAUUUCAGCAAGCUAGACAGAUUAAAGCUGCUGAAGCUGUCCGAGAAUCAAUUAUCCAAUCUUCCAAGUGAUAUUUUCUACGACUUAACUAACCUAGAAGAACUGCAGCUGCAGUACAAUAAGCUAAACGAGAUUGUCUUGGGGCAGCUCCGGCCGUUGAGUCGUCUGCGCAUCCUGAACCUGUCAAACAACUCUAUACACGAUCUUCCACGGAACAUCUUCAACGGGCUGAGCAACCUGACCGAGCUGUACCUGUCCAACAAUCGGCUGUACGUGGUGCCAUUUCAAAUCUUCAAAGAGCUGCGCGCGAUUGAAGUGCUGGAUCUCUCGAACAACAUGCUCGUGUCCUUUUUGGACAACUUCUUUCUCACCAACAAGCAGCUGCGCGUACUAAGACUGAACAACAACAUCAUCGAGAAGAUUUCGAAAAAUGCGCUGUACGGUUUGAAGAAGCUCCAACAGUUGGAUCUAUCCUACAACAAGUUGGUAUUCAUCGAUCGUAACGCGUUCGACACGCUGGACGAGCUGCGCCACCUGAACAUCAACAAUAACCAGAUCUACAUCCUCCCGUCGACGGUAUUUUCGUCGUUGAAGAGCCUGCAGACCAUCAACCUGAGCAACAACGUGAUGCGAACUCUGCCCAACUCCAUCUUCUCCAAUCAGUUCAAGCUGGAGCGACUGUACCUGGACGCGACCAACCUGGAAUCGCUCAGCAACUGGGUGUCUCGCAACAACAACACCGUCAACAAGGACAUUCUCAAGAACCUGCACCACCUCUCGAUCCGCAACAACACCCGACUGAAAGAGAUCGAACCGUGCGUGUUCCGCAACGUACCCAGCCUGGACACCCUCCUGCUGUCGAACAAUAGACUGACCAGCCUGCCGAAAGAGAUCGGCGAGCUGACCAAGCUGCGCCACCUGGACGUAGCCAACAACGACAUCAUGUACAUCCCCGAGCAGGUCCGCAACCUGCACCAACUGCAGCAGGCCAACUUCCAGAACAAUGACUACGGCUGCGACUGCCACAUGUACUGGAUCCUCAGCUGGAUCGACGAACUCCAAGCUGAAAACAACACCCAAAAAAUCUACGACCUGCUCCGGCUCCCAGAACUCAAGUGUCGCAACGGCUACCCGGGUGACAUCGUGCGCGUCCUGCAGCACAUCAACUGCUUCAAACCCGAACUGCUGCAAUCAUCCGACAGCAAAAUGCACCUGCUCAAAUCGGACGCCGUGCUGGAGUGCGUGUUUACGGGAAAUCCCCCACCGGACAUCAUCUGGAUCACCCCGAAAAACGAAAUCCUCCGCCACAGCCAGGAGCAGGACCAAAAGUCCCUCCUCUUCGACACCUCCAGCGACGGCACGCCCCACAAGUACCAGCAGGCGGUCGAGUUCCAGAUGUUGACCACGGACAACGUCACCGGCGACGGGCUGCUGCGCGAGAACAUCGGCAUCACGCUGCUCGAGAACGGCUUCCUCAAGAUCCACAACAUCUCGCGCCGCGACAGCGGCCUGUACACGUGCUACGCCAUCAACAUCAUGGGCAACGCCACCGCUGGAAUUAGACUGUACAUCGAUCCGAUCGUGUUCUACCGGGUCAAGAUCGGCAGCAUCAUUACGGGGGCCAUCUCGGCGGUGACCUUCCUGGCGCUGACGCUCAUUUUCCAGGGCAUCCGGCGCAUCUUCAUUCGAUUUCGCAUUAUAGAUUUGAUUUGCCAGAACUGUUGCAGCUACUGCUACCGCAGCGACAAGUCGUCGUCGAAGGCGCGCCAGAUCUACGCCAUGCUGGACAACAUCGAGCACUACAAGAGCCAGCAGCUGGAGCGGUUGAGGGAAAAUUACACGCAACAGGUUCACCGCAUCAAGGAGAACUGCCAGCUGCAAGUUGAGUGGAUCCAGGGCAGCUACUCGACGCAGUCCAAGCACCUGCGGGAGAUUCGGGACAUUGGUACGCACCACUUGACCACGCUGCGCGAUCAGUAUUACGACCAGGUGCGACGCGUCCGGGACUACUCGACGGGCCAGCUGAACUGGGUGCGCGAGAACUACGUGUUCCAGCGCAACAAGAUCCGCAAGUUUAGCGCCCACCAGGCGUUACGACUGCGCGAGGGCUACAAGUACCAGCAGCAAACGCUCAACAAGGUGCUGGAGAAUCUGCCCAGCUUUUACUUCGAGAACUGCCGCGGCCGCAACGAGGACGACGAGGACUUUGAAGGUUUCGAGGUCUACCUGAAGUCCCGCAUCGAGAAACUCUCCCAAAUGGACGCCGCGGCGGCCUCCGCCGUCAUCGCAGCCGCCGCCAUCAAGUACAAGUCGUCCGACUACAACCUCAAGUAUCUGGAGAGCUACUCGGCCAAGAGCGUCGACGAGAGCAAAGCGUCGGUGUACUUUACCCCCAACGAUGGCCAGCUCAGUCCGGAACCGCCGCUGCAGCUGCAACUGUCGCCGAUCCACAUAAACUACAUCGAGCAGGAAGAGGUCGGGAGGCGGGGCGGCGAUACGCCCAAAUCGUUCAAGUCGAUCGUUCCGCCGCCGACGGACGCGAUGAUUGUGCGGUCAAUUUUGAAACCGCCGGCGAAGCUGGCGUACGAUCGGAAUGUGGCGCGGGUGCGGAAGGGUGGCUAUCAACCGAAUCGGCUGAGCGGGGGUUACGGGGGCGGAGGGGACGAGCUUGGGGAGUGCAGUACGAUGCAGUUCCGGUGUUACAACGACGAUGAGAGGGGGAUGCGGGAUUCGGGCGAAGAUGAGGGAAAUUAUAGUCUGAAGCAUAACAGGAAGCAUAAGCGGAAGAGAAAAGUGACGGGAAUGGGUGGUGGUGGUGGUGGUGGGGAAGGCACUUGGGGGAGUGGCGCGGGUUGCGAGUACGAGACGCUGUUGAUGAAGAAUCUGAGCGGAGAUCCGAAAGAGUCCCACUACAAGAUCAUUCACGUAAACAAGCUGGACGGUGGUGGGUUGGGUUACGCCGGGACAAGCGGACUGGGCGCCGGUUGGAUGGCGGGACGGGCGGCUGCGACCCGUAAGAAGCCCCAGCAUACCGGCGAUUACUACUACUCGCUCGAGGACAUGAUCCAGGAAAGUAACGAAAAGAUCCGCAAGCUGAUAUACGAUUCUAAAAUGGACAUUAUGAACGAGGUGAUAACAGGGAGUAGCAAUAGAGAUAAGGUUAGUGCGACCUGGCCCCAGCGGGUCAUGAUGAUCCCGAACGUGACAAAGGUGAAGCAGCAGCAUCAGCAGUCGGCACCGGUGGCCCCGGUCGUCGUCGCCGAAAGCAGUGCCACCACCAGCAGCAGCAGCAGCAAUAACAACAGCGGGCACGGCAGUCGGGACUCUCCCUCGACCUCCCAGAACCUCAACAAUUACCAUCAGCCUUUGAAGAAGAUCCAGAAGCUUCACUUCGAUUCCAGUACAAAUCGCAUCCAAUCGAGCACCAGCUUGCCGGAGAUCUUCUACGACAACCAGUCGUCGUCCAGCUCGAGCGCGUCCACCCUGAUGCACCACCACCACAACUCGGCGGCGGCCACUUCAACCGCCCAACCGAACGGCACAACCUCCAACAAAUCCUCCAACCAGUCCAUCAACCAACAGCAGCAAACCCUCUCGUCCGCAUCCUCAACGGCUUCGAACGUGGCCCUGCCGCCCACCCCCUACCAGCACCACCUUCAGCAGCAGCAGCAGCCAAAAGUGCACGGUAAACAUGUGAUCCUGGCGGUGGAGCCAUCCUCGCCAAAACCCGACGGCGGUGAUGGCGGCAAAUAACACGUCAAUUGAGUUUAUUUCUUUGUUGAAACAUCAUAAUUUAUGCUUUACACAAACUCACUGUUGAACAUUUGAACACGCAAUCCGUGAUUUGUAGGUGUAGUUCGGGAGAUUUUAGCUGAACAUCCGUAGGACAUCGUGUCACACGCGUAGAACGUGCGUGCUACAUUUGCCGGGCGAUUCACCUUUGGUUUGGACGUACAUAUUUGCUAGAGAGAAUCGCGGUGAAAAAGAUGUUAAAAAAUCGUAGUCGACGAUGAAGGUUUUAAAAUACUACAAGAAAAAAAACUAAUUGGAGUUCUUAACUAGCUCUUAGAUUUAUAUAUCAAAAAAACAUAAUUCAACAGAAAGUAAAAGAGAACAAAAAUCACACACGCAGAUAUCAUACACAACACUACUGUUUACGUACGUAAUUAAAACCGCAUGUUAGUAGAAAGGAAUAAGAAUUAUUGCAUGAAACUAAAUGCUACUUGCACUACUACGUUGAAUAAUAUUGUGUAUGAAAUCAAUGAGCAGAACAAACAACUAAAAAGCAAAACUUCAAUAAAAGAAGUGCAAACCUUUUAAGGUGGUUGAUUAUAUAUAGAGGAAAACAAAAAUCCACAAACACACACACACACAAACAGAAGAAGAAAAAACUCAUUCACACUCAGCAAAAAAACACAGAGCGAGAGUCAACUGAUGAUUAUGAACAGUGAUGAUGACGAAAAGGGUGGGAGGAAUAUUAAUAUACAAAACUAAACAAUACAAUAAUAAUAAUAAAAAAACAGAAGAAUUUCAUUGGAUAUGGAAUACCCUAGAUGACAAAAGAGGAAAAAUAUAUCAAAUUUAAUUAUCUCAA
Culex quinquefasciatus (southern house mosquito) is the source of this 6248-nucleotide messenger RNA. RefSeq lists its product as uncharacterized. Lineage: Eukaryota; Metazoa; Arthropoda; Insecta; Diptera; Culicidae. The record is from RefSeq and is a predicted model, not a curated record. Gene Ontology annotation, molecular function: protein binding.